Molecule: messenger RNA, 3535 nt
Organism: Linum trigynum
Lineage: Eukaryota; Viridiplantae; Streptophyta; Magnoliopsida; Malpighiales; Linaceae
Source: the annotation of a GenBank genome assembly
GCAGCGUUUCCAUUCCAACCUUUGUUUCUGGGUAAAACCCCAUUUAUGGGCUCAACUCAAAGCCCCUAAAGAAAUACAGUUUACCUAGCAAUGGGCCCAGAACCGGCCAGGCCUUAUUCGGGAAAGAUGACAGAUUCUGUAAUCUGUAUCAUCGACGCCGAUGGCAUUUCCGAUGCCCCGACUUUGGCUUCACUCCAUAGUCCAUUCUGUUCAGUUCGUUAAUUCACCAAAAUGAAAAGGACAAAACAAAACGGUCCGUUUAUUUUUAAUUACUAACGUCAAUUUACAAAACACAACGAUAUCAACGAUGAGACGAUACUCUUCAAAUGGUUUAGCUCGAAUCUCGCGAGAAAUUCGGUCCUUGUUCUCUCCGGUUUAAUUGUGUACACAUUUCAUUCAUUAAGAGGGCUCUGUUUUUUUUCUAUAUUAGAAGAUUCAUUAAGUGAAUUGCUUACGAAACUGCUAAUGAAUUUAAUAAGAGCUUCAUACAUAACAAUCAAAGUCCAUUUCUUCUGCACAUUUUACCCGUUUCUUCCCCGCAAUGCAUCACAAAAAUAAAUAAAUAAAUGAAAGGUCCGGUCCAGUUUCGUCUUUGUAACUGUCGCUAAUAAGCUCCUAAUUAGGCGUCACAUACCAAGAAAUAAUAAAUUCAUAGUUAGGCACCCGAAAUGGAUUUUUGUGCAUACAAUAAAUAUUUUUUAUUAUUAUAUGGUUACAGUGCCGUAUAUAUAUUCUUGUUCGUCUUGUUUGUGCCUUGCUCAUAUUCUGUUUUCUUGUUCAGGUGGAACAAAUAGAAACUGCCGCUGGCUGGCUACAGUUUCAGGUAUGUGAAUGUAUGAAAGGUUAUAUUGUACAGUGUGGAACUGAAAAUGAAUGGACGGUUUUAGGAAGAGAGAUCGGAGAGAGGGCGAUUAAUAGUGGCGAUGCUUGGAAAAAGUGGGUGAGAGGGUCUUGUUCCAACUCGAUUAAUCUCCCCCUCUCUCUUCAUCUUCCUCCCCGAGAGAAAGAGAGGGUGGGAUUCAUUCUUCUUCUUCUGCUGCUGCUGCUGCUGUAAAGUGAAUUACAGAGUUCUUAGGCAGACCCAUUAGUUCGCUUUCUGGGUUCGGGCUUCUGGGUUUGCUCCUGCUCGGGUCGGGUGAGCAGUAGGUGGGAGAAGAAGAAGAAGAAGAAGAAGAAGAAGAAGAAGAAGAAGAAGAAGAAGGAAUGUCGGUGAAGAGUAGAGCGGCAGCUACGGAGCUGUGUGCGAAGAAGCACUUGUAUUCGAGGAAAUGGACGGUCUUUCUCUGCUUUGGCAGCUUCUUGGCUGGGAUGCUCUUCACGAAUAGGUUGUGGGUGGUGCCUGAAGCAACGAAUUUUGUAGUUGAGGUUUGUAAGCCAAAGCUUAAAUUUGCGACCCAUAAAUCAAACCACAGCUCAUCACAAGUUUCCAAGACCCAACAUCCUGUCCAAAGUUUAGAUAGCAAGAUUUCAAUUCUAGAGACGAAAUUAGCAGCAGCUAAGGCUAAGCAGAAAGCUUUGGGAAAUGGAACCGUUGCAGCAAGGAGAAAGUACACUAUGGUUAUAGGAAUCAACACAGCUUUUAGCAGCAGGAAAAGAAGAGAUUCAGUGCGUUCAACUUGGAUGCCACAAGGUGAAAAGAGGAAGAAGUUGGAGAAGGAAAUGGGUAUUGUGAUUCGUUUUGUUAUAGGGCACAGUUCCACAUCUAGUGGCAUUCUUGAUAAGGCAAUUGAUGCAGAGGAGAAGAUGCAUGGAGAUUUCUUGAGGCUGGAUCAUGUGGAGGGAUACCUGGAAUUGUCAGCCAAGACCAAGACUUACUUUAGCACAGCAGUUGCUUUGUGGGAUGCCGAUUUCUAUAUCAAAGUGGAUGAUGAUGUUCAUGUGAAUAUUGCUACUCUUGGAUCAAUAUUACAAGAACACAUUAAGAAGCCGAGGGUAUACAUUGGUUGCAUGAAGUCCGGCCCUGUGCUUGCCAAAAAAGGAGUCAAAUACCAUGAACCAGAGUACUGGAAAUUUGGAGAGGUAGGGAACAAGUACUUCCGCCAUGCCACAGGUCAACUCUAUGCCAUCUCAAAGGAUUUGGCCACCUACAUAUCAGUCAACCAGCAAAUGCUGCACAAAUUCGCCAAUGAAGAUGUCUCCCUAGGCUCCUGGGUUCUCGGCCUGGACGUGGAGCACGUGGACGAGAGGAGACUCUGCUGCGGCACUCCACCAGAUUGCGAGACGAGGGCUCGUCUGGGAUCGACAUGUGCAGUGUCGUUCGACUGGAAGUGCAGUGGGAUAUGCAAGUCAGUGGACAGGAUGGCAGAGGUUCACAAGCGGUGUGGGGAAGACGAGAACGCCGUGUGGAGCAAGCAAGGGAUGGCGAAAUUGUUAUGAGGUGCGCCAUUGCUGCUUCUCUCCUUUUUUGCACAUUGUAGAGAGAAAUCCUGUAGUUAUACAGUUAUACACACAUAGAGAGAGAAAAGAAACUUCAGGGGCUGACUUCUCCAUUUUGGCCGAGACCCACUCGGAACAUGAGCAAAGAGAAAGAGAGAGAAUGUUACAUAUGAUUCUUUGAAUGGUUUGGAAAGCCAUAUUGUAGGCUUCUCUACUAACCAUGACAAUUGAGACAAAUAAUCGCACCAAGUGUAGAAUCUUCAUAUGGCUGCUGCUAUUGUGCUGCCUUCUGGCUUCAUAAAUAAACCUUACUAUCUCAUUUAGUUAUAUGCAGUUAUGAACCCAUGUUUCAUUUAGUGCAUGCAUAGAAUCCGUACUUUAGAAAGCCUGCAUUUACAUUCUGUGUAAGCCAUGCAGCAGCUGCUUACAUACAUUGGCAGAAACCAUGCUGCAAAAUGUUGUUUUAGUGAAUGAAAGAACACAUACCACAUGCAAGCAAUAUGACAUAUGAGUGAUUAUGAACAUGAGCUAGUGCUAGUUAAGAGCCAGUGUGGAUCCUCGACGAGGAGGGAAGUUCGAACAAACGGGAUAUUGACGCGGCUCAAUCGAAUAGCAACCCCCCUGUUACUGAGGGGAGAUUGGCUUUCUGAUUGAACCGCACCAAUAUCUCGGUUCUUACACUGGUGAACUCUCAAUGCCAUUUCAUGAUAUGCUAGCAAAGUAAGAAAGGAAACAUACAUUACCACAGGCGAAAGACCAAGGAUUAGCAGGCAUUGGAAGGGAUGAUGGUGAAAAUGUGUUGUUUUGAAGGAGAAGAAGGGAUCGGUGAUGGAUGGAGCAUUUGGUGAUAUUGGUGGAAGCGUAUAAAUAGAGAUAGGUAAGGAAGGAGAAAGGGCCGGCUGGAAGCAUUGAAUUUGUCACCAACCCAAACGAGAAACGAGGGCUAACUAAAAGCUGAUUUGGUAAACAGAAACUAUUUAAGUUUUGACAAAAUCUCUUGUUUUUAUUGUUUGAAUUAGGGUAGUUUAUAAUUUCAAUUUACGAAAAUGAAUCUGAAGUAUUGAAACCUCAAUGGGGUGUUAAUGCUUCAAAAAAUAUCGUUAUACUAACCGGUGUGAGAGAUCGAUAUCAUGACUAUCAAUAAUACGAAAAUUGAAAU